AUGCACACCAGUUUCACACUGACGACCGCAGCUUCCAGCACGACAAAAACCAUGCCGUUGGAGCACUCAACAUUAGCAAAAACUGGCAGCUACAUAAUGACGAUAACGCCAGCUAUAACGACGUCCGUAUCUUCUGGCCCUGAUACCAGUCCUUCCCACUCACUACCUGAUAACAACCAAACCACUACCCAAACCUCACAGACCGAGCCAACCCAUACGAUUCCUGAUGAGCCAGACAUGUCUCAAACACCGUCAAACAUGCUCUCACUCCCAACGGCUCAGUCCCCUCUUCCUCUUCCUUCUCCACCAAGACCCAAUUGCCAGGAAGAACUGACAUGCUCUCGCAGACGUGACGCAAUCACCUUAGGUGCCAUCACUGGGGUCUUUCUUCUCGCCUUAGUUGCGCUCGCGUAUUUACGUUAUCAACGCCUCGAAACACGAAGACGACUGGAAGAGUUCAGAGGGAGAUUGUUUGGGGAACCACCGCUCCCUGUCAGAGAGCGUUCGUCUCUACGGAUAAAUCUGAACCGUUUAUUUGAUCGUUCAUCAAGAGGUGGGAGAUCUUCCUGUACAACGAACAGUAGUAGUACUUGGAUGAUUGGGCGACAUUCGAACGGUCAACCUGAUGGUUCGGCGCGUUUUGUUUGA
Marasmius oreades (fairy-ring Marasmius) is the source of this 648-nucleotide messenger RNA. RefSeq lists its product as uncharacterized. Bases 1 to 648 code for a protein of 215 amino acids. The transcript has 4 exons. Lineage: Eukaryota; Fungi; Basidiomycota; Agaricomycetes; Agaricales; Marasmiaceae. The record is from RefSeq and is a predicted model, not a curated record.